UUUUGGACUAGGAAAUGAAAGAGGCGUUUGGAUUGCAAAGGAAAGAAAGAAAAUAAGAGAAAUGGAGUUAGAGAAAGUGAAGAGAUACCUGGAGAAAGGAGAUUAUGAUGAUCAGAACAAGAACAAGAACAAAUCCGCCAUUGAAGGAAUGCCUCUCAGGUUCUUCGAACGCUUUAUAAUGCAAGGCAUUCACGUUGACCUCGUUGAACGCGGCCGUCUUCUUUGCUCCAUGAAAGUCCCUCCUCGUCUUCUGAACUCUGGGAAUUUCUUGCACGGCGGAGCUACAGCUACGCUGGUGGACUUGGUGGGUUCAGCUGUCAUAUUCACAGUCGGAGCUCCUUUCACCGGAGUUUCUGUUGAGAUCAACGUUUCCUAUUUGGAUGCUGCUUAUCUUGACGUGAGUUUAACUAAUUCAAUUCAAUGCUAUUGUGGUGUAUUUUUAUACAUGGAAGCCCUAGCUGGUUACUUUAACUUUAAUUCCUUGUUUCCUUGUUUCAUAAUAAAAUGAUAUAUCCUAUCAAUAA
Molecule: messenger RNA, 524 nt
Organism: Mercurialis annua (annual mercury)
Lineage: Eukaryota; Viridiplantae; Streptophyta; Magnoliopsida; Malpighiales; Euphorbiaceae
Exons: 2
Coding region: 62-508 (148 amino acids)
Molecular function (GO): fatty acyl-CoA hydrolase activity
Source: RefSeq, a predicted model, not a curated record